Molecule: messenger RNA, 1124 nt
Organism: Chionomys nivalis (European snow vole)
Lineage: Eukaryota; Metazoa; Chordata; Mammalia; Rodentia; Cricetidae
Gene: Gadd45gip1
Product: GADD45G interacting protein 1
Exons: 2
Coding region: 32-700 (222 amino acids)
Cellular component (GO): nucleus
Source: RefSeq, a predicted model, not a curated record
AGCCCGCCGCCCGCGAGGACCCACAGCCAAGAUGGCGGCGUCCGCCAUGCAGGCGUGCCGUCUCCUGCGGUUCUCCGUGGCUGUGGGGCCCAGGUCCUGUAACUACCGUGCGCCGCCACCCCCGCGCCGCCGCCCCGGGCCCCAUUGGCCAGACCCGGAGAACCUGCUGAGCCCACGAUGGCAACUAGGGCCGCGAUACGCGGCCAAGCAGUUCGCGCGGUACGGCGCUAAGUCCGGGGUGGCCCCCGCCUCCCUGUGGCCGUCCCCGGAGCAGCUGCGCGAGUUGGAGGCGGAGGAGCGAGAAUGGUACCCGAGUUUAGCGACCAUGCAAGAGUCGCUGCGCACGCAGCAGCAGGCCCAGGAGGCAAAGCGUCGUGCCAGGGAGCAGCACAUCUCAGAGUGCAUGGCCAAGAUGCCACAGAUGAUUGAGAACUGGCGACGGCAGAAGCGGGAACGCUGGGAGAAAGCUCAGGCUGAUAAGGAGCGGAGGGCCCGGCUACAGGCUGAGGCCCAGGAGCGCCUGGGUUACCACGUGGACCCAAGGAGUGCCCGCUUCCAGGAACUGUUACAGGACCUAGACAAGCAGCAGCGCAAGCGCCUCAAGGAGGAGAAACAGCGGCAGAAGAAGGAGGCACGAGCUGCUGCUAUGGCCUCUGCCGAAGCCCAGGACCCAGAAGUGUCUGGGGAGCCCAGUUCCUGAAAGCCCCUUUCCCAAUAAAGCCUGCUGCUGACAGCUCUGUUCUACACAUUCUCCCUCAAGUUGUGACUUCCUGGGCCCCCGGCUCAUUCCACAACACCUGGGGUGGGAGAAUGCUCCACUGGGCUGUGUUCACACCUGGAUGCUAGGCCGUGCCAUGAACUGGGGCUUCAGGGACACAGAAAGGGGAAUGGAUGGGCAAAUAAUGAAGGAGCAGAUGGCGGUGGAGAAGGAGGCUUCUGUUUACCAACAUUAAUCUCCAGUAAUUAGCCAAUUACCGGGGGGAGUACAGCCAAACAGACUGCGUGAUAGAAGGAGCAGCAGCCCUUCUAGGGCUGAGCUGGGGCAGGGGCCCAAGUUUCCAGAGGGAAGAGAUGCUGGGGCCCCCAUCUGUGAGGCUCACAGGCGUCUUCCCCACGGCUCGGCA